This is a messenger RNA of Micropterus salmoides (largemouth bass), 1288 nucleotides long. Its product is annotated as fibulin-1-like. Gene Ontology annotation, molecular function: peptidase activator activity; calcium ion binding. Gene Ontology annotation, cellular component: extracellular region. The record is from RefSeq and is a predicted model, not a curated record. NCBI's taxonomy places the organism in Eukaryota, Metazoa, Chordata, Actinopteri, Centrarchiformes, Centrarchidae. Gene Ontology annotation, biological process: extracellular matrix organization.
GUUCUCGUUGUUGACGGGACGCUCAUCAGAGGAGACACACGCAGUCCACUGCUGCAGUUCAUCCGCCGAUCAUCCCAAUAAGUUAAUAUGACCGCAGCGUUGAUACGAUCAGAGGGGGGGAAACACUUCAAACUGAGUCCGAUGGAACAGUGGACAAUAGGUCUACUUUUGUUUUUUUUAUCCGGAGUUCUGCAUGGAAAAGAGAUCCACUCUCUUACUAUACAAGAGUGCUGUGAGAAGGGGCGGGAUCGGGCCUUGGGAGGACAUGACUGUACAAUUCUCCCCCAGUUCUCUUCCUACACCUGCAUGACUGCACAGGAGCAGUGCUGCACAGCAGCAGUAGAAGACAAACUCUGUGACAAUGGCAUCAAGAUGGCCCGGGGGCAAGGGGCCUGUGAGAGGCCCUUCUUCCAAGGAGAACCCUGGGAAACCCAAGUCUCUAAGAUGUGUUGUGACUGUUGUGCGCUCGGCAUAAUGGCAGAAAGCCGGGGUUUGAGCUGCGAGCUCCGGGGUUUGUUGCUGGGGAGACAGUGUGCAUACACAGCUAAAACCUGCUGUGGGAAAAACACAACAGAGGAUAAAGAACCAGUGACAGAAAAGCCUAAGGCCAACGUUCCUGUCAAUAGGCCUCCAGAGGGAUCGGACACCUGUAGAGACUCCAAUUGCUCCCAGUUAUGUGUAGGUAACAGUACAUGUUCAUGCCAUGAUGGGUAUCGACUGCAAAACGAUGGAGUGAAUUGUAAGGAUAUUAAUGAGUGUCUGACUGGCAGUCACAACUGUAUCUUCGGCCAAGUUUGCAUUAACACAGAGGGCUCCUUUCGCUGUCAGAGGGAAACCAGCUGUGGCACCGGGUAUGAACUCACAGAUGCCAACACUUGCCAAGACAUAGAUGAGUGUGCACUGGGGACUCAUAACUGUGGACGAGACUUCAUUUGCACCAAUACUGCAGGCUCGUUCCGCUGCCACCCAAAGGACACGUGCGCUGGCGGUUUCAUUCAGGAUGCAGUCGGCAGCUGUAUUGAUAUAAAUGAGUGUGUGGCCCUUACCAGUCCAUGCCCGCCUGGCCAGACUUGUAUCAACGCAGUGGGCUCCUACACUUGUCGCAGAUACACAGUCACCUGUGGACGAGGCUAUCAUCUAGCUGAGGACGGCACACGUUGCGAAGAUGUAGACGAGUGUCGUACAGGCAGUGUGUGUGAAGGCCAUGGAUGUGUCAACCUGAUGGGCUCAUACCGCUGUGAAUGCAGAAAGGGCUUCAAUUUCAACACUAUCACCAAACUGUGUGAAG